This is a messenger RNA of Biomphalaria glabrata, 11759 nucleotides long. RefSeq lists its product as uncharacterized. The coding region runs from base 115 to 1851 and encodes 578 amino acids. The transcript is spliced from 7 exons. The record is from RefSeq and is a predicted model, not a curated record. NCBI's taxonomy places the organism in Eukaryota, Metazoa, Mollusca, Gastropoda, Planorbidae. Gene Ontology annotation, biological process: regulation of apoptotic process.
UCAGGUAGGUUAUGCUGGAAAUCUGUAGUGUAUGUUUACUUCCUAGAUUACGUUAUUAUUGGCAUUCAUUACCUUUGUAUCAUCAUCUUUGAACUGACAUCAGUUGCGAAAAUAAUGUCAGUGACUCACACGACACCGGAAAAUCAAUCAGUUGUUGAUACAGAAAUGUCUAAAAGUGAUUCUGAACAUAACUCUGUUAGAUCUACUUCAAAUCAAGAAUUAAAAAAUGAAAUUAAAAUUAUUCUUGAAGAAUUUUUGCUUAAAGAUCUUGAGGUUCGACAAAAAAAGCCAGGCACAACACCAAGGCGCAACAAAAGUGAUCCUUUCACUGAAAGAAUAAGGCUCCCGCCAAAUUCUGUUAAAAAUGGAGUUCCCAAAAGCAAAUCAAUGUCUCCACAGAUACUUGGGUCGAGCCUUAAAAGCAGAAAAGAACUUGAGAAGGUUCACUCAGAUACCAUCGACAGCUCGCACAAAGAGAAUGGAUUCCUAUCAUCAGCAGAAUCAGACGGGGAUCAGCAUGUGAGCUCUCUGACUAAAAAAAAGAAGAAGAGUCGCUUCAAGAGAGCGUCUGUUAUUAUCAAUCAUUUCUUAAACAGAAAGGAGAAGAAAACUAAAGAGACUGACAGCAGUUCAACUCUCUCAGCUGGUAAUCAAACAAGAAAAACCUCAGAGACAUUAAGUACAAGCAGUGCCUACAGAGUAUCUGAUUUGGAUACACCAGGAUACAAUGCUAGCCCCAAGACAAAAAAGCCCUCAAUAUUUAUGUCAUUCCGCAAGAACAAAAAGUCCACCAAGAAAGGAUCUUUUGUGCCAGAAGCUGAUUUCCAAGUGAAUAUUUCAGAUGAUGAAAACACUCCAGCUUUGAAACUUCCACCUGCACAGCCGAUUAAUAUUACUGACAAUAAAGCUGAUAGAGCAAAUGAAACUUCAGGAUCUCUACUGUUUAUCAAUGCUGAACCGCCUCCGCCCCCACCAUCACACUCUUCCAGGUCCAAUUCAUCCAGUCCGCCAGCAUCCAACCUGGCCUCUAGCUCCUCAACUAACUACCCCGCCAGUGACGUGACAUUGAAUACUAUAGGAUCUAGCGCCCACAGUAAUGCUUUGGAUGACCCAGGAGAAGAUAUUGACUAUAUGGACAUUGAGCCAUAUGAAUUAACCAGUCCAGUCAGUGAUGUCAGAAACAACUUUGGUCUAGUGCCGAGGAAGAUGUCCGCUUCUAAAUUUUUGGACUCUGGGGGUAUAAAACAUUUACAGUUGCUGGCCCAAGCCCACCAAGAAAGCAGGUCCAAACUUGAUAGAAUCUCAGGAUCAAAAAUGAAUGCUGAUGCUGUAGAUGGAGCUAACAAAGAGCAUGACAACAAGCAAGAAGCACCUCAGAGACAGAAGAGCAAGGAGGAGCUAUAUGGGAAAAUUGCCAAGAAGCUGGCGGAAAUGGCUGACCAGUACUCAUCGGAAUCAGCAGAAGCAAAUGGUGCAGCAGCUUCAGCACCUCUCUCAGAUUUAGAGAGAGAAAUCAUAUCUUGCCUUAGGUCAGAAGGAGAUCGCAACUCUGCUAUUAUUGAAGAGAAGUUUGAAGCUAUGGCUGCCCAGACAGCAGAUGAAGCUUACCAGAGAUUCAAAAGCACCAUCAAAAGUUCCGUCAACAAUGAGCUAAGUUGGGAUCACCUAGCCUUUGUAUUCUACACGACCAAAGCUGUGAUCUCUGCAGUGGGUAAAGGAACGAAGGCAGCCAGUAAAGCUAAAGAAUAUUCUUUAGAAUAUAUUAGCGACACUUUUGCAACAUGGAUAAUGGAUCAAGGUGGAUUUGACACUAUCAUGAGUAGCAGUGAUUCAGAUUUUGAUGUGGACUGAUGGGAAGGUUGUGCGACUACUGUGUGUCAAGUUACUUUGAAAUAUAAAUGGAGGAGAUUGAGGGCCGGCUCUCCAUCUCUGAAACAUGCCUCAAGAUAAACGUGACGGCAUAUAUGUAAAGAUCAAGUUUACUGAUCAAGAAACUAAUCACUUGAUUAAAUCUGGUGUGAACCUCUGAUGCAAUCAUUGAAUGAAUUAUAUAUACAUAUAUUAUGUAUUAAAGGACUUUUUGAAACGCCAAUUGCUUUGGAGAAGUGUAAAGCUAAAAUUUCAUUCAAAACGUUUUCGUCCAAAAUUGUAUCUGUUUUUUUUUUUUAAACAAAAUUACAUUUAAAUUUAAGAACAUUCUUUUACAUCUGUAUAAAUUCAACUUUUUCGUUAAAAUAUUUUUAAUGUGUUUAAUGUUUUGCAAUUUCUAACAAAUGCUAAUUAUUAAACAGCAAUAUGAAUUUUUAUUUUCUGCUUGACUCUCUCAUUCAUUUAAUAUUUUGAUAUUAGACACCACAUAGGCAGAUUGAUCUUGUAACACCUUCCAUUGAUAUUUAAAUGCUCAUGAGUAAAGUACUUUUUAGAAUAUAAACUUCAAGAGUUUAGACAAGAUAAAAGAAAAGAUAAGAGCUAACUUUGAUUCAUUUUUUUAAAAAAGUCUCAAUUCUUUUUAAGGGUAGCCCAGUUUUUGAGUGAAACCAAUGUUAUGUAUUUAGCUUUACUAACAUAAAAUCUAGACUUGAUUCUAUUUCUAGGCAUGGUUUGAAAACAUAGCACAACUUGAAAAACUUUUUUUUGUUGAAUACCUUAGUAAAUUGCUUAUUUACUGUAGACUUACUUCAAUCAGUAAAUGACUUACUUCAUUCAUAUGUUAAUGCUGUAAUAUCAAGACCUCAAUAUUUUGUGCUGUGCAAAAAAGGAGGGGGGGUAGAGAGCUUUUAGUAAUAAUAAUUUAACUUUUUUUAUCUUUUGUACAUCUUUUAAACUGCAACUCAAAGUGUUGCGUCACAAUGAUAAUUUUUAUUAGACUGGAAGUUAAUAUCAACACUCAUCACCUUAGAUACAGCUUCAUUACAUAAAAGUAAUUUUCCUAAUAAAUAUGAUGUAUCAAAAAUGUAUUAGGCUAAUUAGCCUAAUUGGAGGAAAAAGUAAUAAUACUUCAUACAAGGUACACAUUUCUACCUGUGCUCCUUCUUCCCUAGUACCAUUAGAUUGGGUUGCCUAAAUCAGCCAGGAAAAUCGAUGACUUAGCAGAUCUCAAGUCUAAUUAACAUAUGUGACUAGAUUAACGCAUGGAUAAGCGUAGGUUGUAAUUAUCUUCUCUUUUUAAGGAACACUCUUAAUAAAUGAGAUAAAAUUUAAGCUUUCUUUGAAAUCUAAGUAAAAUUCCUUUAACCUUAUGUUCAAAAGAAUAUCUUUGCCCUAACCGUUAUAAUAUUGUUUUAUGUAACACUUAAUGUAUAACUCGGCCACUAAUAAAGACCUUUUCUGAAACGUUAUAUCUUGGAUGUAAAUACGCCUUGGGCCAGAGAAAUGACAUAGAAAUAUAACCGGAGUGUGGUGCCCGGGCAUUGUGCCCCCUUUGUCCUUCCUCACUACACCUCUGCCUUGGGCUACUAUUUUAAGAUUAUACAGGAGAGAAGGAAUAAAUAUCUUAUGAAGAUAACACAAAUAAUCAGUGACAGUGACCUUUAUUCCAAUUAGAUUGUAUGUCUUGGAUUUCAUUGAUUUACAUCUGACAGUGAUAGGAAGAUGAAGUGGAUUUUUUUUCUAUUGAAGAAUGAUAUAUGUAAGUUAUAGUAAAAGUUUCCAUUUCAGAUGGUGUAAAGGUCAUCUGUUUCUGUGGUCUACGGUUAAUGUGGGUGUCAUGUGGCCAGCAUAACUACCAACCACCUUUACUUUUCCCCAACAAAUGUCAGAUAACCAUUAGAGCUGGGUGGACUCAGAGGUGCUUAUAGUUUCCGAAAUUAAAAAUCCCAGCCCUCACCAGGAUUCAAACACGGGACCCCCAGUCUGGAAGCCAAGCACUUUACUGCUCAGCGACCUUGCCCCUGAAUGAUAUAUGCCUUCAUAUUUAUUGAUAUUAUUGAAUUAAAAGAGUAAAAAAAUAAAUUUUCUUUAAGUAGAUUUUUUCCUUAAAUAUUUUCACUAUUGUAAAUUAAAGUAAUUUGUUACUAAGAGCUACUCAGUAUAUUAGGCUACUCAGUAUAUUUUUUCUAGUCUGUCAUUCAAUUUUCAAGUUAAUAUAUUAUGUGUGUGUCAUUUCUCAAGCCAAGUUGAUAUCAACUGCUUUUGCCAUCUGUGGGGCUCAGGUUAGGUUUUAUAUUUCUGUGCCACAUUAUGUGUCUGCAGAUACCUAUAUGAGCUCAUUAUGUUUGACUGUAAACUAGACAUGCUAAUUGCGGCUGGUCACUAUGUCUGAUGAGACAAUCACAGUUAAGAUAGUAUAUGUUAAAGUAUUUAGAUAGUGAAUAUGUUAGUAUUGAUAGUAUAAAUAGCCAGUGCACUAGUUUAUAUGUCAUUGUAUAAUUUAAAUGUAUGCAUUGUUUUUCUUGUAUGGAUUAUAAUUAGGUUAAUGUUAAGGAUCUAUGCAUCGGACAUUGACCAAUUAAAACAAAACAAAAAAUAGUAAUAUUAAGCUUUCAGUCUUAGACAUUUUAACCACUCUACUGGAAGAAAUAAUGUUUGAAGUAUUCUAAAUUAUAAUCAAAGUAGAACUGCCCAGGUAUUUCUUUUGGACACUAUGCAUCGGACAUUGACCAAUUAAAACAAAACAAAAAAUAGUAAUAUUAAGCUUUCAGUCUUAGACAUUUUAACCGUUCUACUUGAAAUAGGGUUUGACGUAUUCUAAAUUAUAAUCAAAGUAGAACUGGCCAGGUAUUUCUUUUGGACACUAUGUUGCCUCUCAUGAGAAAACCUUUUGAUAGUUUCCAUCCCGUAUCAUUAUGUUAAAUAUUGAAACUUAAAUGAUGUAUCAAAUGUUUUUUUACAUAGUACACAGUAUGUUUAGUUGGAGAAGAUAAUGUAUUCAUCCUGUUGAAUAGCUUGUAGAAAUUGUAAUUUUCUGUGUUAAUAGCAAAGCUUAUAACAUCACCAUCCAUUCCAUUCAAAGCAAAAUACACAUUCUGCUAAUUCCACAACUCAUUGAAGGUUUGAAAGCUAAUGUCUACUGAUGUAUAUUCCAAGAGAAUCAUGAAAAAAGCAAAUACUUUUCUUUUUGAAAGUCAAAGGUUAAAGGGUAAUAUAAACUUUGAUCUCAAUUUUUUUUUUAUUAGAAUGAUUUAUUGAGAUUUCUUUUCAACCUAUUAAUUAGCAAUGUUUGUGUUCAUUUCUCAGCAAAUGUUUUCUACAAGAUUAAAAAGAAAACUUUCUUUGUUUAUAAAAUGUUGCUAUUUUCCUGUAUUUUAUAUUUCAUGUAACAUAGAGAUGUUAGUUAGUAAAAUGUAUUUGUUAUUGUUUUUAAAUUGUACAAUGAAAAGAAAUUAACUGUUUAGUUCAUUCCAUAUUUGUGUGUUUUUGUCAACAGUCUUGAAAUGUUUCCCUCUUGACCACAAAAUGUAAAUAUAUUCUAGACUUUCUAUUUUCUGCAAUCAAAAGUACAAUCAUUUCCAGUUGAAAAUUGAUGGAAAGCGAAUAAAACAUACACGUGAGAUUCUUUUUAAUAUUUCACAAAAAAAAACACAUUAUGUACAUGCAUAGACUAUGUUAACUCUAAAUUGAAAAAAAAAAAAAUUAUUGCGAAAUAUGGAAAAUAAUACUUCUAGUGUAAUUAAGGUUAAUUUUGUAUAUAAUCAAUUUCAGCAUCAGCUUUUUUUUGGACAUAAUUCCUAUCUCUAUAUUACAUAAUACAACAGAGUACAUCCAAUUUUUAAAUCAUGAAAACACUCUAACCUCCACACAUGCUACUUUCCAAUUACAUUUGAGAAUGUUUCCAUUGAAAAGUGUUUGUCAUUGAUGUUUCGAGAUUAUUUACAAUUUAAAUUGUUAGAUUUCCAAUCAAAUGAAGCGAAAAAAGUUAUGAAAAAAAUGUAUAUUUUACAUCGUUCAUUUGAUUUAUAUCUUUAUCAUUUCAUUCAUUUGAUUUAUAUCUUUAUAAUUUCAUGCAUUGAUCUGAAUUGUUAAACAUACAUUGAACUAAUUAUUUUUAUUAUUAUCAACACUCAAUAUGCAGUAUUUAACAUUAUCUGAAGUUUUUGUUUUUGACCCAUAAAAUUUUAAUUAGAAAUUUAAAAUUGUAUUGGUCAUGUGGUAUGCACUUUGGUCUGUCGUUUUGAUAGACCUGGGUUCGACCCUGCUCACCACCAUCCCUCACUGUCCACAGGGAGGUUUUGGCUAAGAUGUUAUAAUCUUCAACUCUGAAUGUCAAAACUGCUCCUUAAAUGUUGGCCAAAGAAACAGAUGGCCUUAGCAUCCUCUGCCCUAUAGGUCACAAGGUCUGAAAGGGAACUUUACUUUUACCUUACUGAAUGUCAGAAACAUGUCAAACAAACAAAAUAUUUUGUUAUUCUUCUGUUCAUGUUUCUUAAAAGUGUAAAUAUAUAUUUUAAAGAUCAUAGUAUUCAAUACUGCUGCUCAUACCUUGAUCCAGACACUACGCUCUUUGUUUUUUUUUCUCCUAUUUUUUUAAGUGAGUGAUCUACUGGUUUAUAGAUUGAAACUACUAGUUUUGAGUUUAUGGCUUGGAACUGCUAGUUUUGAAGAUUAAAUAACCAAAUGUAUAAGUUUGUUUAGUUUUCACUUGAAAAUUAUUUGAUUCUUGUUGCAUUGUUUUUCUUGGUCAUUGAUUCUGUUCAACUGCUCUGUAUAAAAAUCUUUUACAUUUCAAGCAACUUUUUAAUUAACUUUUGUUUGUUUUCAGCUUUAUAAUUUGGAUUUAGUCAGAACAUGAACAUCCGAGAUUCAGUCAAUGCAAAGAACUAGAAGGAAAUGUGAAAGCUGACACAUUUGCCAUGUCUGGGAGAACAAACACACAAUUAAACAUUGCACUCUAUCCAGAAGAAAGGAAGAAACUAAUAGUGAAUAAAAUAAAUGAGAAACGGACAAGCUGUCAUCUGAAUCACAAGAAAGAUGAUGCCAAAAUAAGCUAUCCCGAAAAGACGAACGCCUAAUCUUUCGACUCAGGACUGGACACAACAGAAUGAGACAACAUAUGUACUGGAAGCUCAAAAUUGGAACCAGUGAAAUCUGCCCAUGUGGAGUGUCACCAGAGAAUGCUGACCAUGUAUUUCAGGACUGCACUCUCUACCAAGAGACCCGAAUAAGACACUGGCCCCUAAACACCCCAAUAGAAAGAAAACUAUAUGGAGAGCUCUCUGAUUUGGAAACCACUUUGCAGUUCAUCUCAUACAUUGGUCUAGUCAUAUGAACGCUUUAACACAAAAAUGAGAACGAGGAAGGUGAAGAAGAAGUCAAUGCAAACCAAAAUCUGCAAACUUUAUGAAAUGACUUGUGUGUUGUAGGGGUAGGACUUGUUUCACGUCUACCACAAGGACACAUUAGGUAAAAACUACAUUAAGUAUUGGGUGGCCCAAAAGUAGGUUUACAGUUAUCACGUAAAUAAAUAAAAUCAUAAAGAAUUUAAUCUCUGAGAUUCUCAAUAUCUCCUCCUUCACCAUGGUAACAUUCCUCUGUUAGAUAUUGGUGUGACUAAUCAAGUAGCUUCAACCAUAUACAAGGUAGCUUAAUAACUGUAAACCUACAUUUGUGAUCUACCAAUUGUGUGUAGUUCUGCAUUAGUUACAGUUCAAGAUAGUAUUUUUCAACAGUUGUCAUGGUGGCUAUAAAAGUUUUGUGUUUGAAUCUUUUUCAGUUUAAGAAGUGAGGUACUUGACAUUUUUUAGUUUUUUUUACAAAAAAAUUCUCUACCAAGUUUUGAAAAUACAUUUAUUAACAAAAUAAUUUUUUUUAGUGCUAUACUGAAAUAUAACAGGUGGUUGUGAUUGAGUUGUAAAACCUUGAGUUUCUGAAUUAGUUGGCCCAAGUUCAGAUCCCGGUGAGCUGUGAUAUUUAAUUUACGUUCAUAUUUGAGGGUUUCCUUGAUUUCAUUAUGCAUUAACUGACUAGUUAGAUAGAGAAAGUAAAAGCCAUAGGUUGUUGUGCUGGCCACAGAAUAUCCUUGUGGCUUUUGUCUUUAUCACAGAUGUGUUUUAUAACACUUCUCCUUAACUGUUGAACCUUAAAGGAAAAGUGUUGUUGUUUUUUUUUUAUUUAUCUUUUAUAUUACAGCGCCUUGAGCCUACAUUUUGUUUGUUAACAGCGCUUUAUAAAUAAAAUUAUUAUUAUUAUUAUAUAUUUAAAAAAAAAACAUUUUGUAGAAAAUCAAAGUAAAUGAUUAAACUAAGAUGUUUUUUAAAGAAGCCGUGAGGUCGCCAUUCUAGCAUAAUCUCAUUAGAUAACAAUGUAUCUCACUCCUCACUAUGAUCAUUCCUAAUGUGUAAUUUAAAAAAAAACAAACACAUCUUAUUCAAUAUUUAACCCAGUGAUCAAGUCUAUGAUGACUUUUCCAUUCUCACCCAUCUUCUCUAAUUGUGAAUCCUUCAUACUUUGUUAUCACUGAUGAUCUGUUGUUAUUUGUUUUGUGUAUCUUAAGUUUCUUUUGUAUUAUAUUAUUUUCUUAUUUCUGUUGAGUUUCCUGUGGAACAAGGGAAAAAAACUGGGGGGGAGGGGGGGGGCAGAAUAGAGCAUAUAUUGAGGAUGGCAUGAAAUUCUAUUUGAUAAAUUUCAGCGAAAUAAAUUUCCUUAAAGGAAAAGAAAAAUAUGAGACAUUUAAGAAACAGUUAAAGGAGUAAAAGAAAUAUUGCCUUAGAAAACUGACAAUAAGCCUUUCAGUAUUUCCCGUGGCUACGCAGCCCCAGCUGUGAUCUACACAUUUUUGCCACAUCCAGGGCAAGCAUAACCAUUGUCCGCCGGUGGUAAAUUAAGAAAACUGACAAUAAAGUAGUCAAGACUAAGACAGGAAGUGUUUGCACUCUGUCAUUGACAGGAAGUGGUUAAAAGAGUGGGAACUCUGGGCUUAGACUCACAAGGGGAUAUCCCAUUCCCAUGAGUUCAAGCUAAAUUUUUUUUAGCUCGCUCCUAUUUACUCAGCCUCAGCUGAUGUUCUUAAUAUCUUUUAGGUUGAGCUCAGAUCUAGUUAUAAUUGGACAUUGUCACUUCUGACACCAAUUCUAAAAGCUUUCCUAUUCAUGUAGGUCAUUAUUUUAUCGUUUCAAAAUCUUUUCUUUUAACUUCCUGAUGAGUGUCGUUGACCCUAAUUUUAAUAAGUGCAGGCCCGGGGCAUUAAAGAACUUUCGAAAAAACAUUUUACUAAUUGCAUAGUGUCAGUUCCUGAAAACUCUUUCACUUUGGUAGUCUCUGAAAUAAGAUUAAGACAGCAUAUUGUUUGUAUAAAUUCUAUUGCUCUUCUCUAGAUAUUCCCCCCCCCCACCCCCCAAAUCAUGUUUUCCCAGAAUUAUGGGCAUCAUUUUAGGUAAUUUAAGUAGAAAUAAUAAAUACUCGUGUGUGUUCUAAAUAUCACGUCUGUGAGUAAAAUUAAUCACAAAACUAGAUCUACGUAGAAUAAUUAUUUACAUAGCUACUACCUCCUUCGGCCAUUUUAUUUUUAUUUUUUAACCAAGAACUGCAUUUUUAUUUUCGCUCUCAUUACUUUUAACCCGCGUUCAGAAGCACCCCCCACCCAUCUUAUCAGACAUUUUUGUACAUCCAUUACAUAUAACAGAAGAGUCCAUGAGUUGCCACCAUGUCAGUUUAAUAUUUAUGUAUAAUGUAAAAUAUUUAGAAUAUCUGCUUUUUAUUGUUUAUUGGCUGUAGUUAUAUGUUCUGUUUCCUGUUGCACUUAUUUGAUGGAAAUAUAUCAAGUGUUUCUGAAUGUAACAUUUUUUCUUUAUAUAACAGUUUUAAACUUUAUAUUUUUAUUUCAAUAUUCAAGUAUCUGUAAAUAAUAAAUAGAUUUACAAGUUCAACUCGUGUAAAUCCUGUAUUUUAUUUUUAUUUUAUCUUUGGCCAAAAUUGUACCGAUGUACCCUAAAUAAAAUAUCAAAUAUCAUAUCAGAAAGUUAAUUAGUAUAUUUCUUUAAUUUAAAUCCAUUUUAUGCAAAGUCUUUGAAACCAUCUUUUAUUUUUGUUUUUGCUCAAGCUAUUUUUUUUUUUAAUUAAAAAAAAACUUUUUUCUAUUUCAAACCAAAACCUGUUGAAAUUGUAUUGUGGCAAUAUUGUUUCCUUUAUAUUGGCCUUAUUUUUGAAAUACCAAGUUAUUUUUUUUUUUCUAUCUUGCAAUGUUAUAUACAUUCUUAAUAUUUUACUUUUUUUUAAUUACUUAAUGUUUGUACAGCUCAAUAGGAUCAAAGGUGCCAUUAUGUCAAUGUUGAACUUUUUCACAGCUGACUUAUUUGUGUCAAGUCCAUGACCCCCCUUGUGUUUAUAAAUAUUGACUUUCUGUUCGACAUGGUCAUAUCACAGUCCAUAUGAUUGUUGUUUUUUUUUUGUAGAUUUAUAAGAUUGUUAGUUGAACUAAUGAUUGCUGCUAGACUGUCAUAGUGAUGGUCCUGAGCUCAAACCCCAUCUACUAUCAUCCCGUAAUGUCCUGCUGGAAGUUUAUAGGCUAGGGCAGCGGUUCUCAACCUUUUAUGCUCGGCGGCCCCUUUUUACAAUCCCACAGUCUGCCGCGACCCCCCACACACACACACACACACAUACAUCAAUAGAGGAAUAGACAAUAACAGUCCAUAUUUUCAAUGGUCUUAGGCAACCCUUGGCAAAUCGUCAAUCGACCCCCAAAGGGGUCACGACUCACAGGUUGAGAACCCCUGGGCUAGGGCAUGUGAAUCUUUUCUGAAAGAAUAUACUUUUAACUUUUGAUCAAUAAUCUUAUGAUAGAGUGUGUAUACUUUUAAUUUUGAGUUUUUGUAUUAGCAUGUCUCUUUUUAAAUUAUUACCUCUACCUAUCCCUUAGUGUGUUAGACCAUUGGGACACCGUGCAAGAUUUGUUGACCGUCUUUCUCCAUUCUUCUCUGUCUUUAGAACCUUUCCAUUCUUUUAUGUUGUCCUCCCAUUGCUUUCUCUGUCUGCCUCUUCUUCUUUUUCCUGGUUCUGUUCCCUGAAUGAAGGAUUUUGAGAGCCCCGAAGUCUUUGUAAUAGGGCCAUAGAUUUUUAGCUUGUGUUUUUAGAAACAUUUUAAGUUCUAAAUCAAUUAAAAAUCAAUCAAAUAACAAAUUUUAGAACCAUUGCUUUUUAAAUAUUCCUUUAAAAAAAGUUUAAUUGAGAAGUUUAAUUUUUCAUAUCAAUCUUUUCACUUCAAUAAAAGCAAAAUUAAAAUAUUUUUUUCUAAUUGAGCUGAGCAUGACCAAGUGUCCUCAUUACAAACUUGUUCUUUCUGUCUUUCCAUUCCGUAUACUCAAUACUCAUUCCUGAGAUAUUCUUUACUGAGCUGCUUUUUAUAUUGUCUUGAUAUAAUAUAUGUGUGAUUUUAAUGACUACUUUAAUCCAUAGCAGUGUUUACAAGCAGUAUAAACAUUGUUAAAUACUAGAGUUCAACAACAUUUUUUUUUAAAGUUUUCUCUUUAAACUUUACCACUCAGUGUCUUUGAAUAUUGUUGCAAUGUAUUCAAUCAUGUCCAUCAAUAAUUCAGUGAAAGUAUUUAUAGUAUAGCAAGAUAAUUGAUAUUGUGUAUUCAUCUACUUGUAUACCACAUUGGCUUCAUAUAUUGUCUAAACAUUAGUCGUUGUACAAUGCCAGUGUUUGCUCAGAGGAUUAUGCUAAAUGUAUGCAGUUAGUGAUAUUUGUUUCUUGGACUUACCUUCUGUACGAAGCUCAAGGGGAGCUCUUGCAGGGGAACAUCUGUCAGGAUGUGAAGCCUUAUUUCUAUGUUCACUCACUUUAGUAAUAUGACAUUUAGGCAAUAAAUUCACUUUUAUGUCAAUAA